Lates calcarifer (barramundi perch) is the source of this 781-nucleotide messenger RNA. RefSeq names its product C-type lectin domain family 17, member A. The transcript has 5 exons. The record is from RefSeq and is a predicted model, not a curated record. NCBI's taxonomy places the organism in Eukaryota, Metazoa, Chordata, Actinopteri, Centropomidae. Bases 49 to 672 code for a protein of 207 amino acids.
GUGCUGCGCACCAUCAGACUGAAAACAGAUCUCUGCAGUUGUGUGAGCAUGGCUGUCUUCUUCAGCAGUGAGUCUGAUACCAACUUUGAAACUGGUGAAUAUCAGCAGUUCCCCAGAUCUGAACCUGAGGAUGCUGCUAAAGAAAAGACUGACAAACCAAAGUUUAGACAUCUCAGGGUGGUUCUGCUGAGCUUUGGGCUGCUGUGUGUUCUUCAAGCCGUUCUUAACAUCUCUCUGAGACUUGCUCUGAGUGAAUCUUCUGAUAAAGGUGAGACAGAGGAAGAUGGCUGUCCAGAGAGCUGGCUGAUGUUUGGUUCCAGUUGUUACUACAUCUCUUCACAGAGGAAGAGCUGGGAUGACAGCCGGCAGUACUGUGAGCAGAGAGACGCUGACCUGGUCAUCAUCAACAACAGACAGGAACAGGCCUUCCUCACUGGAUUCACCGCGGCAGCGUGGGUCGGUAUGACUGACAGGGCGGUGGAAGGUACUUGGAUCUGGGUGGAUGGAACACCAGUGAACAAAGAUGGUCUGCAGUGGGCACCUGGACAGCCUGAUGGCGCGUUUGGAGGAGAAGACUGCAGUGACCUACGUACAAUGAAUGAUUUCAUCGGCUUGAAUGACUUAAACUGUAGCACCAGGAUCCAGUGGAUCUGUGAGAAAACAUUGUUUUAGCUCAAACUGUGCAGAUGCGUGUACUGCUCCUUCAUCUUCCUUUGCUGUAACUGGACCUCUGUUCCAUUCAUAUUUGUACUUGAUGAUAAUGCAGCUGUUGAUAUUUUCC